UGCUGUCAGGGAGCAAAGCUGCCUUCCCCGCUCGCUGCUGCGGUGCUGGGGUGGGUUUUUCUAUUUCUGCUUGUGAAAAGGUUUCCCCUGUAAUUACGAGGUGAUUUAACGCCCCGCCUGAGCUGUCGUUCACAGCUGCCGGACACAGCACUCAGGCUCUCGGCAGGGACUCAGCCCGGCAGUCACACCUCGGGCAGCCCUCAGCAGUGUCCCUUCCUCACUUCAAGAUGUCCCUGUCGCACACGGCUGCCGAGUACAUGCUCUCUGAUGCUCUGCUCCCGGACCCCAGCAGUUCCCGGGCCAAGGGCUUGCGGCUGGAGCUGCCGAGCGAUCGCCUGCUGAAGUUUGUCACCGUGGGGCUGCCCCUCUUCCUCGUCUCGCUGGCUUUCGCCCGGGAGUUCUCUGCUGGCUCCCAGAUCAGCUGCUUCUCUCCCACCAACUUCACGGGGAAGCAGUCCGCCUACACCGACACGGCUUGCUGGGACUCCCUCAUCCACCACGGCUUCGAUGCUGAGGGACGUGCCAUCACCAAGUCCCUCUGGGCUCUCAAGGCCUUCCCCUACUCGCUGCUGGUGGUGGCGGUGCUGAUGUACCUGCCGUACCUGCUGUGGCGCUACGCUGCUGCCCCCGCCCUGCACUGCGACCUCCUCUUCAUCAUCGACGAGCUGGAUAAAUCCUACAACCGCUCCGUGCGCCUGGUGCAGCACAUGAAGAAGGUGCAGCAGGCCAGUGCCGAGCCAGAGCAAUUCUGGGAGGAGUACGAGAGGGCCCGCCGGGAGAGGUAUUUCGAGUUCCCGUUGCUGGAGCGGUACCUGACCUGCAAGCAGCACGCCCACGCCCUGGUGUUCAUCUACAUCCUGAGGAACCUGCUGCUGCUCCUCUUCUUGGCUGCCACCUGCCUCUACCUGGUCUUUCUCCACCUUAACAUCUUCUUCCAGGAUGAGUUCAGCUGCUCCAUCAAAACGGGGUUGCUCGAGGCAGAGCCGCACAUCCCGUCGCUCAUCCCUUGCAAGCUGGUCUUCUUCUCCGUGUUCCAGCUCAUCAGCCUCUCCGUUGGCAGUGUCUAUGUCCUCCUCAUCCCUGUUGUCAUCUACAAUGCCCUGCAGCUCUGCCAGUGGGACAAGGGGCUGCUCUCUGUCUAUGAGAUGCUGCCUGCCUUCGACCUGCUCAGUCGCAGGAUGCUCACCUGCCCCCUCAACGACCUCAACGUCAUCCUCCUCUUCCUCCGUGCCAACAUCUCCGAGCUGACCUCCUUCAGCCGCCUCAACGCCGUCAGCGCCCUGAGGGAAGCCACUGCCAACAAGGAGGACAUCGACACUGUCAUCGACUUCAUGACGCUGCUGGCUGGGCUGGAGGCCACCAAGCCCAAACACCAAUCCUGCACCCCCGAGGCCGAAGGCAGCACAGCCCUCUCCAAUGGUGCAGCCCUAGAACCAAAGCCUGGAGUGGAAAGGAUGGGAAAAGCCUCACGGGACUCACUCGGCUCUGCCUGACCCAGGAGGAGGCAGCAGGAGGGAUCCUGUCAUCCCAGGAUCCACUUUUCUGACACAGCUCUACUGCAGCAGCCAGGCUGAACCCACCUGUGCUUCCUGCACCUGGCCUUCCCCUUCUUAUGUACAUUUGUCCAGCCAAAAAGGGUUAAACAAUCAAUAUUUUGUGCAGAACCUCUUGGGUCUCUUAUUCUAAAUGCUGGG
Zonotrichia leucophrys gambelii is the source of this 1694-nucleotide messenger RNA. RefSeq names its product pannexin 3 (gene PANX3). The transcript has 5 exons. Lineage: Eukaryota; Metazoa; Chordata; Aves; Passeriformes; Passerellidae. Gene Ontology annotation, molecular function: wide pore channel activity. Gene Ontology annotation, cellular component: plasma membrane. Gene Ontology annotation, biological process: cell-cell signaling; positive regulation of interleukin-1 production; monoatomic cation transport. The coding region runs from base 228 to 1493 and encodes 421 amino acids. The record is from RefSeq and is a predicted model, not a curated record.